UGAGAGACAAGUGGAAGAAGAAGCGUACCAGACGCCUGAAGCGCAAGCGCAGAAAGAUGCGUGCCCGCUCGAAGUAAAUUAAUCACUUCGCCCGUUGGCUUGGCUCGCUGAGCACGUUUGCUCGUGCUCGAACGGCUGUGGUCAGCACCCUUUUCGUGGUGUGCAAUGCACUUUUCACCCAAAAGACUAUUGUUUUAUAACAGCGGGUGCCUCCUUGUAGAGGGCCUGCUCGAAUGAAUAAAUCAUUGCGAAAAGUCAGCCCUGAGGUGUGAGAAGGCCAUGGAACCAUUUCUGUCGAACAAUGCAGGCAGCGAAUAUAUCGCAGGGGAUGCUAGGACGGGGUUAUGCACGGGUGGUGUGUUUUCCAACAGUGUCGCUUGUCAUGUCCAGCUAUCGUGCAGUAGCAGAAACCGAUCCGGAUCCAUGGGGUGCUGUGGUGCAGUAUCUCAAGGAAACGCGCGAUCCUUCGGAGACAACAAGGUACACCCUAUGCUCGGAUGUCCAGCUCAGCAGCCCUCUGACCAAUCCGCCAUUUGUUGGCCGAGCAACGCCAUUGCAGCUAGUCCGACAGCAGCAGCAUCUGGAGAAAGCACCGGAGGCGGCAGAAACGCAGUCGUCUGAAGCAAGCGACGACAUGGAGGAUAUCAGCUGGGCAAUUGAGAUGCUAUCAGCGAUCACUGACUAUGAUGCAGCAAUACGUGUCUGGCAGCUCCCGAACGCAACGCUGCGGCGGGUAUGUGAUGCUGGUCUGGACGUGCACAAUGCCAGUGGCCCAGCUCUUGCGCAGUUCAUCAAAUCCGUGCUAUCAAACUCAGCAGUGAGCCUUGAGAACCAACAUUACUUGCUAGGGCGUGCCGCUGCCAGCGAGUGGUUCUCCAGCCAGCAGGUGAUUCCAGCUGUGGUACACAGCCAGCUUAGCGCAAUGCUCUCAACACAGUCCAUGACCAUUGCACAGGGGCUGAUUGCAAAGCUCAUCGAAGAGCCGGGCAGAUUGACAGGGCCGGCAGCAGGCUUGGCAGUAAAGCUGCUGAAAGCCGUGGAUAUGCCUAUGGUGACCGUUAUGUGGGUGUUGGGCGAAGUUGUUGCAGUGGCAAAGAAGAAUUCGCGGGACUUUGCCGACAACGAUGCAUUGUGGACAAUUGCUGAGGCAGCAAUCAGUGCGCUACCGUCUGACGCUGUGUCCGGAGGCUGCGGGCUAGGUGCGCGAUGGGCAGAGAUGCUGCAUGUAGUGGUGCCGGCGAACAGCAGGUCAAGGAAGUUGAGCGUGUGCAUGCUCCAUUUUGUCAACAAGUUCGGCGGACAGCUGACCAGUGCAGAGCUGGAUCAGACCGUCUGUGCGGCGGGCGUGCUAGCUACGCCGCUGAAAAAGUCGAUCGUGUCAGCAGCAAACAGGAAGCGGGCCAAAUAACAAAAUCGUGAUCAAAUCACGCGCCUUUUUAUCUUCAGUAAAUUUGCAGUUUUGCAGUUUUCUGCUCUUCAAUUUCGCGCAAUUCUCAUUUCAUAAUCGCCCCUCCCUCUCUAUACAAAGAAUGUUUGGUUCCUUCCUAGGCGCGUUCAAGCCCACCAUGGCGACACUCGGCGGCCGUGCGUGGCGGAUUCCCUGGCGGCUGAGCAAGACGCGCAAGGCCAACGUGCGCAAGCGCCUGCGCGAGGUGGACAGCGUCGUCGAUACGCUGCUGGCGUCGGGCGUGCAGUGCAAGCAGCUGGACGCGAUCAAGGACAUGCCGCGGGAGGCGGAGAUGCUGGCGCGCGACAAGUACACGACGUUCUCGCGGACGGCCAAGAACCACCGGAAGGGAGUGCACAAAGUGCCACACUUCACAAAGCGGCCGAUCCCGCGCACAACGCCGGCUGGGUUCUAAGGUUUUGAGGGCAUUAAAAAUACAUGGACAGUUUGUAUGCAUC
Molecule: messenger RNA, 1905 nt
Organism: Linderina pennispora
Lineage: Eukaryota; Fungi; Kickxellomycota; Kickxellomycetes; Kickxellales; Kickxellaceae
Exons: 1
Coding region: 383-1408 (341 amino acids)
Source: RefSeq, a predicted model, not a curated record